AUGCAAAAAGGCAGCUCAUUAAGGAGGCAUCACAUUGAGAUUAAUAAAGCGCUUACUGCUUUGGUAAGGAAAUGUUUUGCUACCCUUCCCUACCCUACCCUACCCUACCCUACCCUACCCUACCCUACCCUACUCUACCCUACUCUACCUUACCCUACCCUACCCUACCCUACCCUACUUUACCCUACCCUACCCUACCCUACCCUACCCUACCCUACCCUACCCUACCCUACCCUACCCUACUCUACCCGACCCUACCCUACCUUACCCUAUCCUACCCUACUCUACCCUACCAUACCAUACUCUACUCUACCGUACCUUAUCGUACCUUAUUGUACUCUACCAUACCGUACCUUACCCUACCAUUACUAAUUUUAGGCACUAGUACCCCUCUUCACAGCCUUGUUACCAAUAAUUGUCUACAACGUGGGAAUGUUUUUCUGUGCAAAUAGUGGACAAUUUAUGAUUCAUGCAACAUUUACUUUGUCAUUGGCUUCUAUCAUGAAUCCAAUUACAGCUAUUGCCAUGAUCAAACCUUACCGACGAAGCUUUCUAGGCUUUUUCAGGUUUUAUAAAGUUAAAGUGAACAAUGACGUUAUGGUACGAUAUACUACUACUAGCUUUAGUCCGCAAUAA
Messenger RNA from Bursaphelenchus okinawaensis, 636 nucleotides. The record is from the annotation of a GenBank genome assembly. Lineage: Eukaryota; Metazoa; Nematoda; Chromadorea; Rhabditida; Aphelenchoididae.